UCGGUCAGUUGGUGAAAGGCUGCUGAACCUGCCUUUUCUGGUCCCUUUCCCCUUGCCACUCCUCACCCUGCAAUCGUCUUCUUUCUUCCUUCUCCCUCCCAUGGAGCUUCUAUUCCCAGCAGUAUCAUCGUCAUCAUCCCAAAUCUUUGCCACACCCAAAUUCAAACUCCCAAUAGUCUCCCUUUUCCACCAUUUUCACCCCUCCAAUUCACUUCUCCUCAAUGGCUCAAUACCUUCGCCUUCCUCCCUUGCUUUCACCUCGGUCCGCCCUCUUCGGAACCCAACAUUUUCUGCCUCCCAACAUCUCAAGACUCAUCGGCGAAAGCCACCUAAACUCAUCCAAGAUUCAGCACAAAGGUUAAAUUACAAGUUCAGGAUUCGAGCUUUGGGAAAAGAUUCCGAUGGUCCUUCUCGGAACAUCGAUAAUAAUGUUACAUUAGUGAUUCUUAGCUCUGUAGUUACAGUAGUAUUGGCUGUAGCGAAUCGGGUUUUUUACAAGCUUGCCCUUGUUCCGAUGAAGGAGUACCCCUUCUUUCUUGCUCAGCUCACCACUUUCGGGUAUGUUGCUAUCUAUUUCUUCAUACUGUAUACGAGAUACAAAGCUGGUAUUGUCACUGAUGAGAUGAUCGGCCUUCCCAAAUCACGUUUCAUGAUUAUUGGUUUCCUAGAAGCCCUUGGAGUUGUUUCUGGAAUGUAUUCUGGAGCAAUGCUUCCUGGGCCAGCUAUUCCCAUGCUGAGUCAGACAUUUUUGGUGUGGCAAUUAGCUUUCUCUACCCUUCUCCUUGGCAGAAGUUACUCAUUGAAUAAAAUCAUUGGAUGCUUUCUUGUAGCAGCUGGUGUUAUUUUUGCAGUUAUGAGUGGAUCGGACAAUGGUCAGAUGUUAUCUGGAAUUGGGCUCAUUUGGCCGUCACUGAUGAUAGUUUCGAGCGCCUUUCAAGCUGGUGCAUCUAUUAUCAAAGAAUCUGUUUUCCUUGAUGCUCGGAGUCAUCUCAAGGGAAGGUCUCUGGAUAUCUUUGUUGUCAAUUCUUUUGGAUCUGGAUUCCAGGCUCUUUUUGUGUUUCUCCUUCUUCCUUUUCUUUCGAACUUGAAAGGUAUACCAUUCUCCCAGCUCCCUUCAUACCUAAAGAGUGGGGCUGGUUGCCUCUUGAAUGCUGGAUCGACCGGAUCAGGCUGUGAAGGAGCUCCAUUACUACCCCUAUUGUACGUAUUCGUCAACAUUUGUUUCAACAUAUCGGUGCUCCAUCUUGUAAAGAUUUCAUCAGCAGUUGUUUCUUCCCUCGCUGCAAUGUCAUCAGUUCCAAUUUCAAUAUGCAUACUUUCUCUUCCGCUGCCAUAUCUUCCGGAAGGUGUGAGCUUGAGCCCAUUUUUUCAUGUGGGCAGUAUCGUUCUGGUGAUGGGUCUGAUCCUAUACAACAUACCUCAACCCCUCAAUGAGAGAUCGAAUAUUGAGUAACAUUCAUCUUCUAAGCUUACUUUCUGACUGGAAAAGUUCUAACCAUGUCAUUAUAGUCCAAAGAGAUGGAGGACAAUAUGUCUGCCAUUUCUUUUCAAAUUGUAUUUUCAAUGUAGAAGCUCCUAUACUGAUUUCUAUACGUUUAACCUUGAGGUUGAACGCUUUUUAUUGUGCUUUUAGUUUGCUAGUGAACUAGGCUUUGCUCAACUGAUGUAGGAAUAGUUACAAAUGUAAGUAAGAAUAUAUAUUAUAGUUGCUAUAAUUCAAACAAUUCUGCAUUCACAGCACUAAA
Coffea eugenioides is the source of this 1745-nucleotide messenger RNA. Its product is annotated as protein CLT2, chloroplastic-like. Bases 101 to 1453 code for a protein of 450 amino acids. The record is from RefSeq and is a predicted model, not a curated record. The transcript has 10 exons. NCBI's taxonomy places the organism in Eukaryota, Viridiplantae, Streptophyta, Magnoliopsida, Gentianales, Rubiaceae.